This is a messenger RNA of Orbilia oligospora ATCC 24927, 1338 nucleotides long. RefSeq lists its product as uncharacterized. Lineage: Eukaryota; Fungi; Ascomycota; Orbiliomycetes; Orbiliales; Orbiliaceae. The coding region runs from base 1 to 1338 and encodes 445 amino acids. The record is from RefSeq and is a predicted model, not a curated record. The transcript has a single exon.
AUGAAAAUUGAAAAAGAGGUCGCCGUAGGACGCGGCAGAAAUAUUUCAAACUCCGAUUUCGAGAGUUCUAGGGCUCGGGGACGUAGGUGGCCCGGAGUUGCCUACAAGGCUCUCGGGGGUACUUGGUUUAAAGCUUACCAAGAGCACAAAUCUCAAGACAAAGAAGAGCCCUCUGAAACCUACGCUAGCGAAGAUGAAUAUGGAUACGAUUUCGAAAACGACCGGGUCAAGAAAAGCCCAUAUGAUCGAGGUUCUGGCGUAGACGAGGAGGACGAGCUUAAAAACGAGGACGGUUCGAGUUUCGGCCAGAUUUAUCCGGCAAACCAAAUUCGACUGCCUGGAGUAGUAGGUCAGAUCGAUGGCAAUGCAGAAAAGCAGUACUCUCAAAUCAGACUUGUCGAUCCAAAACGAAAAUCAUCUGACUCCGGCGACAUUGAAUCAGUGUAUUCACUUGCACCUACACAUCAAUCGUCCAUUGAAUCUCCGUCGCCCCCACCGACAUUCGGGCUACCUUUUCAGAUUUCUCCCACUCGGCCUAAGGAUAUGCCACCCCGGAAAUUCUAUCUGGCUUCGCAACUUGCCUUCCUCCUCAGCUUGACCCGUCAAGAAUUCAAAAUUAUCCAGGAAGUUGCGCAGACAGUUUUCGAGGCCAAUCCAAUCCUUCUCGAUAUACACUGGGGCACGCUUUCGAACAAUCAAGGGGUUCGGGAUGGAGUUUCCGCCAGUAUUCGAGCAAAUUUGCCGUAUCACAUACUACACAAAUUGAUGUAUCAACGCAGCGACAAAGCUGGAUAUCUGGUAUAUAGACUCUUUUGCACACAGAAGGCUAUAAUCAAAGCCAAUCUGGGCAGAGCCAACAAUCUUACGCAAAAUCAUCUCUCGUCAAUGGAGAGCUCUGAUCACCAGGAUGAUAUUGAAGAUCAAGAGACUAAGUUCCAUAUCCAACCCCCUCCGAUGGUUGAGCCACGACUUUGCAACACGAAUUCCAAUCUUCUGGGAUCAGAUGGAAACUUACACCGACGCCGAAACUCCGACUCUAAAGCCAAUAUAUUAUUCUGCAAGCCCCAUGGCCUAACUAGAUGGUCAUUUGGUGGAAUCGGCAACUUAUUUUGGCCAGGUGAUAACGAGAUUGGGGUUGCUUAUGGCUUCGUCUCACCAGACGGCUCAUCAACAAUUUCUGACGAAUCCGAGGAUAGAGAGCUAGAUGUCUAUGAACAUGUUGGUAACGAGAUUUUCAUCAGCAUCGUUUCUUUUGUCCGAGGUUUUAUGGUCCUCGUUUGUCUUGCAGCUUUGGUUGGAUUCUGCAUUAGCUAUAGCGUCGCACUGGUGGAUGAGUAA